Porites lobata is the source of this 11335-nucleotide messenger RNA. Lineage: Eukaryota; Metazoa; Cnidaria; Anthozoa; Scleractinia; Poritidae. The record is from the annotation of a GenBank genome assembly.
GUUUCUUUCUGGCCGACACUUUAUACACCGGAAAUCGUAAGAAUACAAUAGUGAUUACAAUAUACAGUAACCCGGAAGAGAGAUAUUCAAGGACCUCUGCAGAACCCGAUGCAAAGCUAUUUGGAAGGCAAGAGCAAACAUGGGCGACACACACUUCUACGAGAAAAUUGAUGCCGAAAUGAAAACGUUUCCCUGGAACUACCCAGAACAGUACAUGAUAUCUGAGUUUUUACCCAGUCCUGGAGCUGGUCCUACAAGCUUUACGGGGUAAGCUUUACCGUGCAUAUUCAAUUUUUUGGGUUCUUAUUAAUUCGCGCAGAGUUCGGGGGUCUCUGUCUUAUGAAGUUCUGCAAAGCUCAAAAAAACUUUUAAAGUUCCCAAGUUUGUAUUUUCCGCAAAGUACCUACGAAUAGUAAUGAAAGAGACUGUCCAAUUCUUUCUUUUCGGUGCUCAUUUUUAGGGUUCGUCAAAAGACCACAUUGAUCACAUCAUAUGUGAGACGAAUAUUUAUUGUUGCUUCAUUCAGCCUCUGCAGCUUUUGUCCCAAAAGUCUUCGGUUAUCUGAUCUGUGAAAUUGUUUUCUUUCUGCUCCAGAGAGAUCGAUGGAAAUAUGAAGUUUGAAGUGACUGGUAAGUCUCUGUGAAAGUUAUUUUUAGUUUUCGCCACUAAGCCAAAACCAAAACUUAAUUUACUUUAAUUCUGCCGCGAUUUCAAGGGUCUGUAGGAGUUCAGAAUUUUUAAGUAACGCGCAUUACCAAUGUAUAUCUUUUGUAAAAAAACAUCUAAACAAACUUUCCAGGGUUGCAAUUUUCGCCAAAAAUAAGAAAUAACCAAUGACAAAGCUAGAUACAACAGGCUGUCGAAUGGGGUCUGCAGAGAUUUGGAUCUGUAACUUGAAUAAAAGACUGGGAAAAGAUUUUGUUUCAAUUUGUAUGCAGACACGAGUCCGAUUUAAUCAGAUUGCCUUAUCAUCCGCAAAUGUCGCGCGUUCUUUAACACACCGUCGUUAUUUAUGCUACUCUGAGUUCAGGGAAUUGUUAUGAUCACCAGGACCGGAAUAAAACAUCUUAGCUAUAUUUACAUAAAUAGGGAAGUAUAAUUUUCAAAGGAAGAGCUGAGGCUAUUAAUACUAUCGAUGACUCUAUAGCACAACUCAAUGUUGUGCAAAGGAAUUAAUUGCUUAGCCACACAAAAACACGCGUCCAGCUAAAGCAAUUCAGACAAUGAACGAAAUAUAUCAGAAGGCUUUUGUCUGUAUGAAAACAAGUCCCUUGUGCGUGUCGCGUAGACAAAGUACCGAAUGCACCCAUCCGUAAGCAAUUUUCAAGUCAUUUUUAUGUACACGUUUUGAGAAUUUGAAAGCAAUGGUGACAGGAUAUAUCCUUUUUUUGACAACCAUUGUUUUCUUUCUUUAAUUUCUAUAUUUGGAACGAAAAGUUUCAUUGUAAAACUAAGUAAGCGUAUCAUAUUUGAAGGUGUUGUGCUUUUGAACUGCAGAAAAAAACAAUCGGCUAUCUAUAGCGUGUGUAUGGAGCAUCCACAUAUGACGUUGAAGUGUUGUUCCGCAGUCAGCCGCGCCUUAACGUUUAGUUUUAAUUGAAUGAUUCUAUGAAAAGUAUCAAUUAAUGUUUCAAAGAAUUUACGGGGCGAGUGUUAUCCAAAAGAUCAGAUAAAAAGAGACAGUCUGGUUAUGCUUAAAAGGACUGACUAUGUAAUCAAUUUGUUAGUUAACCUUGUUUCUAGUUACAGCGAAUUGAAGACUCUUUUGGCGCGCCCUGCUCAGCUAAUUAUAAAGGCAUUAUAAAGGCAUCUAUAUCCUUUCAAACCUAUCACUCUUUUAAUGUGAUAAAUGUGUGUAAUUUUGGGCGUAACACAUGAAAAAUCACCAACGAAUGACCCAAAGCUGAAAAUGAAAACAGGAUGAUAGACUGACUGUUGAUAAUUACAGGGUAUCAUUAAAAACAAUUUUUUUACAGGGUAAAAGUGAUCCAUGAGAAUCUUUCAAGUCUCUUAUGGGAAGUUCUUCAAUUUAAGAAUCUCGUCAGUCUUACAGACAGCGAAAGUUGUAAAUAACCUCCGAAAGCAUUAAUUUUUGGUACCGUAAACUUAAUUUAUAUAAAGGCAAGACACACGGCUUUAUUCUUUUCAAAACAGCGAUUAAAAUGAACAGAGCCUUUUCUUCUGACAUUAAGCACUUCCAGGAAUGGCAAACUGCGCUUUCAACUGAAUCAUCGCGUGUUUUGGAAUAAGUAGAGGUGUUUGAUAGAGAAAAUGCGGUAAAAUAGAGAGCAGUAAGUUUUUUUGGACACAUGAAAUGAAACAAAGUGGCAUUUGUUUCGUUUUGAGGAAGUCGGGCUUAGCCGCAUGAAAAGUAGAAACCGCAAUGUUUUUUGCGUGAGCCUCAGGUCUUGCGAGCCCUUAUACGUGACAUAUAGUGCAUCUUAAAAAUGUUAAGUUUGAUUUAGUUAAAUGCCGUCUCUAAAUUUUGUCAUGAAUUCUUCCCCUUUCGUUUUUUGGAAGUAAGAUCAGCCAUUUAGGGUAUGAAUCAAGUUCAGCUUGGAUUUUUGGAAAGGCUGAAGAAACAUAUCGCAGUAUAACUUCAAUUUUUUCGCACUCUAAAAAUUUUUGCGGUAACGAUGUAUUGUCUAUAACUGAAGAUUUAGAAGGGUAUCAUGCUUCAUUAAAAGGGAAUUCUGUUGUGCAUUGGAAUAAGCGCUUUACAAUUGGCAGAAAUAAAGCAGAUGUCCACUGAAGGAACUGCUAUUUAUAAAAUACGAAACGUUUUAAAGUAACCAGCAUCAGUUAAUAAAGACUUAAAGUAACGUCACCUGCAAAAGCCAACACAACAAAUCUAUCUCUUUACGUAUUAUUUAUUUUCAGAACCUAUGCAACCAGAGCAGUUUCACGAGGAGCAAAUACACUUCUCUCCUGAACCGGUGAUGUAGCCUUUUAUAUUAUUCCUAUAAUAUUUUCGGCUGUAAUUUAGUCCGAAGAAGAAACAAUUAAAAUUUUCAGGGCGCUAUUAAACUCCUUUCUCAACUUUCAAAGUGAGCACAUUUUGUUACUUUCGCACGCAAUGCAAUCUAUAAUAAGGGACAUAAGUCAAUUUUUAUUUUUUUUCGCCAUCGCAACAUUGCGCCAACAUUUUGAAAUUGGAGUAUAUAUGCCACUGAAGGAAAUGAUUUUUGAGUGACCUUACAGGUCUAAACAUCUCAACCUGACAUGAAUCUUAAAGUGCAAGGCGUUUAGAUACAAUAUUCCAAUCAUUGUACACCAUUAAUCCAUACAUACAACUUUAAACCUCUUGCCAUCUCCCUUGUAUGUGGGAUUCCCUUGACAGGUUUUUUGUAAGUGGGCAUCAGCGUCUAUGUGUACAAUUAAUCAUAGCAAAUGUCUUAAUUUUAUUGAAGAAAAAAACAUGUCAAAAUGUAUAAUUAUCCGGAGGAAAUUAUCAUUAGUUAUUCACGAGUCUUACAGUUUGCAACCACUGGUCGACAGACGAGAAAAAUAUAAAAGUUAAAGUUCUCAUUAAUGGAAAAAUAAUACUCGAUCAAGAAAAUGCAAUCACUUGUAAAGUUUAAAAUCUUUAAAUACAGAUAAAGUAGCACACGUCUUUCGUUAACCCCAAACAACGUUCAUGAAUAGUGACCAUAAGUUAACUCCAUUUUUCAGCCAGAAAAUUUGUUGCUUCCCACCGAAGACGACGGUUUCCCAGAAUUCGUUGAGCCUCUAACACCAAACAGCGCCAGGUUCCCGCCACAAGCACUUAUGAAUUUAUCACCUCCCCAUGUUACGUCACCCAGCAUGUAAGUAACCUAGGUAACGUGUACGUACAUCACAGAUGCCUGUAAGAAGAUGAGUAACCCUGGAUAAUUGAGUGACAUUCAGCAGUGGACAUCUGCCAUAAACUAACCGCAAAUAGUACAAUGCAACUUGGUACAAGAGGAGUAAGAGGGGGCAGAUGGAUUCCCCACCGCCUUGGGUUUUUGGUCAUUUACUGAAUAUUUCGCAAAGAUUAAACGGUUAAAAGAAACCUGUGCAUUUAAGGCGUACUCCAAGAUAAUGUACGUAUUACGGAAUGGGACAUAACCAGCAGGUGGUGACCUGGGGACCUGUGACGUCAUUCUAAACUAGCCUUCUUGGCCACUAUCUUAAUGUUAACAAGCUUUAUACAAAACAGCAGAGUCUUUUCAUGAUUGUGGUAUGAACUUUUCCACAUAUAAUUAUAGUUAACGCAUAUUGAAACCAAUGUUUGCUAUUUAAGACAAAAGGCUCUGGCUACAAGUUUUUCUCGUAAAUGUUGGCGAGAAACCUUUGGGCUUAACCCCCUCCACACCCCUUCCCCCUCCCAAUCUUUUAUGCGACAUUGGGUUAAGGUCAGGCUCAGAACUUACACUAGACAAGUAAAUAAUUGAGUACGAUGGUUUAUUAAGUGACUCACAGUGACUCUCCUCUUUCCAUAACCAGAAACGAGUUCAACGGUGAUUACAAUUUUAGAAUGGUUCUUGAGACCCAGGUAAUUUGUUAUUAAAAUCAUUUACCUACUAUGUUCACCAAUGACUUCGCAAUUUAUGUUUAAAAAUUGAGAAAAAAAAUGAUUUAGGGGGUGUAGAAUUUUUAAGUUGGCUUUUUUUCUUUUCAACAGCCCAAGAAGGUGGCAAAUCCAGACUGGAUUGUAAGUAUAAGCCAACUUGAAGUUUGCCUCUCAUAAGUUGUGGCGAUUUGCAAGUUUUCCUGAGCAUGUUUUUGCAUCAGCUGCAUAUUUCCUUAAGUUUGGAUAUAUUUCCAAUUGAUUGGCAUGUCUCUCCCCCUUUAGCUCUCGGUGUCCAUAGGAUAUUUCCCUGCAAAUUUUUAAAAAUAGCGCUACUGAUGUAGAUUCAGUAUGACAAGUAAAACAAACGAAAUGCCUUCAAUUAAUUAACCUGUGACCACUUCUUUGACAUUUUUUAAAACGUCAACUCUCCUGGUUUUUUACGUGAGGUAAGCAAGCAGCUUGUACCAACAUAAGGAGAAAGAAAUAAAACAAUGGGUCAUUUCCGAGUUCCAAAAAUCUCACUUUCAACACGAGGCCAAGUGCAAAACCUUUCUUGUGAAAAUGAGUUUUACUUGCUUGAGAAUAGAAUAUCAUUUUCAGGUCAGUAGCUUCACACUUAGCCUCGCUUUGAAACAGAGGCUUAGCGCAGCUCGGAAAAGGCCUAUUUACAAGUCAGGCUGACAAGUUCCAACACAGAGGAACGCGCAAUUAAACCGCCAGGAUGCCACGAAAUUUAGUUGGCUGCAAGCGUCAAAGAACCACUGAUAAUCAGCAACAUUCACACGGGAAAGUAAAAAUGAAAGAUCAAAAAGCGAACUAAGGGCGGGAAAACAUGAAGCCGUUGUUUUGUCUGUAGGAUCGUGCAAAUUUACUAAUUUACAUGGCGACUUGUAUUUGCAGUACUCCGUCACACAGAAAAAGCUUUACAUCAAGUCAAAGACACCUUGCCCGAUCAGAUUUUUAACCACUGGUCAGUAUCUUUUCGUUGUUGUGCAUGUCUUAUUUUGUAUUUCUUCUCUCUGUUUGUGCAUGUUUCAGUCAUCUUUGAUUCGUGGGGAGCAUAAGAUAGCGAAAGUCCUCCUAUUGAAGAUGGUUUCGACUUCCACGCAUUUUCUAAAGUUUGGGCCAUUACUUCUCAGUUAAACCGGCUGGGCCAUUAUUUUUAAUGAAACGACUGCUUUGAUUUUUCAUAUUUGCUUUGAUUUAAUCCCAGGUCCCCCUCCUUCUGGAGCGUUCAUCCGGGCAAUGCCCGUGUUCAGGCAGCCGGAGCACGCGAAAGAUGUUGUGCGCUGUUGUCGUAAUCAUACUGAAGAAUACUCAGGUAAAAAUAUUGAAAAAAACUCUUAAGAGCACACCACUACUUAAAACUCAAAAUAAAAGAUACAAUAUUUCUAGCCUGAGAAAACUGCUGACAUGGUGCGACGCUACCACUGGCUUCACCGAAAAAUGACUUCUGAGGAGUGGAUUCAGAGCCUGGAACAACAAACUGACUACGCUUUACUAAACUCUUCUGCUUGCCUUGGAUUAAAAGUCUCCAUUAGCCGAUUUCGUUGACAUUACUAUUUGGAUGAUAUAAUUCUAUAGUGGUAAUAAAAAUUGCAAAGCUUUUUAUUGUUUCAACGACGGCUGGCUUAAAUGAUUGACUGUAAAAUUUUUAAAUAGGCUCCCCAGCUACUGGUCAUUUCCUCCGCUGUGACAAUCAAGAGGCCUUUUACGAGGAAUGUCCCCAAACCACCAGGCACUCUGUGAGGAUACCGCUGCGAGCACCACCCACAGGUGAGCCUUCGAGCCUGCCUUCGAAUCGCCACAUGGGACGUGUUUACAAAAGGAUUUUUAGAUGAAAUUUCCUCGGAAAUGCGCCAAGAAAUAGAAGAGUGAGCUCAUUUUGCUGGUUAUAAGAAAGUGUGCUUAUCCCCGUAACAUUCAAAUUCACUAAAACGCAUCAACUACGGAGAAUUUUACAGGAUCUGUUGAAAUUCAGGCCUUCUCGCUUUUGUGGGCCAGAGCUACAACCCCGGACAAAAUUGUUGAGACAAUUCCAUCUAUUUUCUAACUUUUGCGCCCUACUCCCGUCUCCCUUAAACACAAAAAGUAAACCCCCUCCCCACCCCCUAUUCAAAGUUGUCUUGGUCUAAAAACCAACAUGUUUUAUUGCCAGGCUAUCCUAUUCCUAAACAACUUUGGAUAAGGGGAGGGGGGAAAUCGGACAUUCAUUUGGCGGAGGUUUCAGUUUUUGCCGGGAUGACAGGAAAAAAUAGGCAUUUUUGCGAUUUGUCUCAACAGGUUUUGUCCGGGGUUGUAGUUUAAGGAUAGUGUAGAUGGGGACAGUGUUUCUGUUUUCUGACAUGUGUGAGACUUUCAAUGGAUGUAAAUCUUAGCUAUGGAAGACCCAAAUAAUCAAAGGUGGGGUAAUGUAUUAUUACUAUACGUGCCAUCUACUACGAUAGCUGCAAAAACGUUUACCCACAUUGCAAAGGUGCUAACAUUUACAUGACAAAUCAAUAUUUCUCUUAUUACGCAUUCAUUUCGUCGUCAUUUUACAAACAACCAAGUUAUUAUAAAAGCAGCUUACUUUUCUCAGUCAACUACUGAUUUGGCAAUACUUCAAUCUUUCUCUUUCUUUUCUUUGUUCAUAAACAGCUGAAGCAAAUGAGGAACUUGGAGUCCAUGAGCUGUUUUACUUCAUCUGUAACAAUUCAUGCGGUGGACUUAACAGACGACCCAUUCAAAUCAUCUUUACACUGGAAAAUCUGUAAGUAUAUGGUCACUGUAGUGUUUGAAAUGCUUACUGCUCUUUCCUGACAUCUUUCUCUCGACCUUGUCUUGUUCUUUUACUCUCAAAUCUCACCAUAGGUACCCUUAUUUAAAUGUUAAUGUUACCGCAACACAGCAUUCCAAAUUGUUGCAAGAUUGUUUCGAAUGGUUGCAACAUUAUCCCAACAUUGCAUCGCUGUGUUGUGUUAAAAAUCAACGUUGUGAAUCGUCCCGUGUAACAUUACCUUUACGAAAAAAUGCUUUGAUCUCUCGUUACCAGGUCGGGGAGCGCAGUAUUGGGAAGGUGCUACGUAAAUGUCCGGGUGUGCGCAUGCCCUGGCCGGGACUCAAAACAGGAACUGGAAGCUAUUAGUCGUCCAGGCAAAAAGAGAAAGAAUAAAGGAAGUGAGUUUAUAUGUUACCAUGGAAAACACGUUCGAGGACCUUUCCUCAUCUUGUUCCAUAACGGAAGGGGUAGAUGACAAGGGGCAGUAGUUGAUUAUAAGACAAUUUGAAUAUGAUAAAAUUUAUACUUGGCCCCAAGGCGCGAGGGAAUAAAACAAGAGAAAUAACCCCAAGGUUCAGGAUGAAUAAACCAAUUUUUGUCUUUUUUGCCUCCGACACUAGGAGCCAAUUAUGAAUUUUAACAUAUCGAAAUUGGUCUUAAGUGAUAAGUAAGCCAUUUACUUGUGCGUUGCAUAUUUAUUGGUUCCUUACUCUUAUCUUUUCACUCCCUUUGAGACAGCCAGAAAUUUUCUAUGAUUAAAUACUUACUUUAAGCCAUCUUUUGUUUAUAAAUUCACUCGCUUAUUUUAGUUUCCCAAUGAAUAUAGCACAUUAAAAGAUUGCCCAUUUCUCUUUUGACAACAAUCAAUGCAACUUUUAAUAGUCAUCACCUGUAAUCUGAAAAUCAUGGUAAAGAUUUAAAAAUAGAAUUUGACUUAUACCAUUCAAAAAGAGAACGAAUAGGAGAAUUCCACUGCCUCAAACCACAGCCCAUAUUUUCUACGAUGGCGCAAACCCUUUGAAUUUCCAGUCGUAAUUUCCAAUUCCCCAUUCUUAACGGUAAUUACCGCUGCUGACUUUGGUACAAUAAUGUUAAAAACAGAUAGCGUUAGAAUGAACAAAUUUUAGGCCCAAGUUAAAUUCAACUUGAAAGAAGGGGGAGAAAGGGCAGGCUCAAACGUAGAACUUAACAUGAGUCGAUUCUAAAGUCUAGGGAAUUGGUUACAAAGGAUGACUAAUUUUUGUACUUCAUUUUGAAAGCGUUCAGUACGGUUCUUUAAAAAUAGAUAGUGUUAGAAUGAACGAAAUGAUUUAGGCCCAAUUUUUAAAUUUAAGACUAAAAGAAAGGCUAACCAAGAUCUGCGUCUAAAUCAGGCGAGGAACUUUUAUUGACAACAUGAAACCAGCCGAAAUGAAGUAAAAUGUCGUAGGUAAAGCAGAAUGGCGCGAAUAACAAAAAUAAAAGAGUGCUUCUAAAAUUACUUGUAAAAUUAGAAUCAAGUUUGACUCACUCAUGAAAAGUUCAGCGUCUGACGUUGGCCAAAUUUGUUGUUUAGAUGAUCAAGGCCUGGCUGGUAUUGCAGGUGUUCAUGACUUACAGUGCUUUGGUCCAAAGAUGACAAAAGAGGACAGUACAGUGUAUAAUCUGAAGGUAUGCAUUCAUGUUAAGCCAUGCUUGCUACGCAGUGGUCACACUAGGGAGCUUAAGCCAAACCCAGUUUACACGGGUCCGGACAAUUUUUUUAGGGUGUCCGUUCUAGGGAAGGGUUCAUUAAAGAGCUUUCGAUUCUAAGACAAGUGCUGGCGCGUGAGGCGGCGUCAUUUUGGCGGGAAAACGUGGUAGCCGUCGUCAUUCUACUACGAGUUUUAGCGCGAGUGUCGUAGUGGCGGGAACAAGUUAUCAAAUGUUUGAAGUUUUAGCAUUUUGUAAUCGGGAGAGGGCUCACCCUCCUUCAAUAACGAUAACAGUGCUAACUUUCCUGGUGAAAAAAGUGCAAUGAAGAAUUCCGUGGUGUCUAUUUUUUGACAAUACGCGAUAAAACUGGUAGUCGUUCUCGUGAUCGAAUCUGAAGGUCCCUAUUACUACAGCGUUGACAGCAUGAUUUGUUUUGACAGAUUUGUGGAUUCAACAAUUACCUGAUGUUAAAGAGGAUAGCCAUUGCACUGGAGCUGUUUACAAACAUGGAAAACAAAUUGUAAGUUUCUUUUCAGAGAAAUAUUAUAAAUUCCAAUUUAAUGAUGGCUUGUGUACCAAUUCCGUAUUGUUUGAUUAACAUAGCACUGCUAUGGAGCCACAAGACCUGGAGAUGCCAGACUUCACCGAAUAUAAUCCAGAGGUAAGUACUCUUUUGACAGUCUGAAUAUCGGGACACCUCGAUAAUACGAAACACUUAAUUUUUUGGCUCUGUAACACGAAACAGUUAAAUUUUAGGCAUUUUAACACUAACAGUAAAAAAUUUACAGUAAAUUUUUUUCUGGAGAACAAGGAGUUCACAACCCAUUUCCAGCAAACUACGAUUAUGUCAUAAGAUUUCCGAAGACAGCCGAAGAUUCCGAAUACUACCGAAGAUUUCUGAAGAUUUCCAAGGAGUUAAAUCCGAAAAAUUUUGACCUUAUUCCGCCGUUAUAUUCAUAUGAUCAAAAGUGACCCUGCUUCUAUGCCUUUCGAAAGCAGAAUCCCACCUCGCUUCUGUAAAGGCUGAAUAGAACUUCAAGAACACCGGAGGGAAAUCCUGUCGACUUCGCCCUCGACGCUGGCCAAAGGAUCGCGCUUUAAUUCGGGAGUUUAUAAGUCUUAUAACAUCUAGUGGCGUUUUUUGUUAUAGAUUUACAGAGAGAAUGCAUGAUAAACUAUAGACAAUGCAUCACCUUUCGAAACAACAGUUUUAGAGAAAAAGUGGUUUGCUACGUAUAUCUGGCAUAUGAUUAGAUUUCAAUUUCCUUCACUGGAAGAAGUUUCAUUGAGCAGCAUUUCGUAAAGCAUGUGUCUUGGAUCGUUCCGUAGGCGAUUUUGGCCAAAGUGUCCUGAUGACCCUGAAAGGCCUUUGCCUGUCGCAUUAAAAGAACAUUUACGAGUAUUGCUACACUGGUGUGCGUCUAUUGCGGGUCUUCCUUGUUCUCCCCCAUCCCACCGCAAUAUUACAAGUGCCGGUACAUUGCUUCUUUGCACGUUGAUGGAGUCCCCAGCGACGAGGUUGAAGGUUAUCCUGGGUAAAGGAAGCGACAAAAAAUUACGCAACUUGCGUCUCAUACAAAAACCUGGAGCGGAAAGCCGCAUGGUACAGCUUUAUGCCACUGCAUAACACCCAGUGAAUGUAGCAGAAUAGUUAGAGGAACAAAUUUUGCCAAAACAGCAAAACUUCCAUGAUCAUUGCAAUUUUUAUUUUAUUUAUUGUUUUUUGACAUUUUUUCCAUCUUAGGAACAAGACCCGUCUGAGCCUGACUCAACCAUCAUCAAGUAAGAAUUCCGUUUUUUUACAAUAAAUGAUGAACUGUUCUUUUCAUUUUCUUUUUCUUCUUCUUUUUUUUUUUCAUGUAAUCAUCACCAUAUUAGAGUGACGGGUAAAUGGAAAGCGGACCUAAACGACUUAGAAUGAUUUGUGAGAAAUCAGCAAACUAUAAUCUAAUCGGAACCCGCUGAACCUCUGAUAAACAGAUAAUAACUGUAGCCUUUGAAUCGGGUAGUCAUGCCCGCCAGGAGGGCGAAAAUGGACUCAUCAAUUCCCGUUUUUCUCAGGCACCUGCCUUGAGCAGAGGUGCUUGUUAAUGCUUCCAAGUUAUGUGAUUGCUUAGUGCAUAUCCUUUGCCGGUUGCAGGUCACUGACCUGUGAUUCACCACCUCCAAGCAUUACCAGCCAGGAAUCUUUAGCAGUGCCAUCACAGCCGGCAGACACCUGGUACCAAGCUAUUCCACAAGACCAAGCAGGCGAAGUCACUCAGGCCCCUGAGUAUCCAGAAUGCUUCACGACCUACCGGCGAAUCACGCAUUUUGUAGAGUACUUCGACGUUGCUGAAGUUUCUAGUAGAUUUGAGGUCAAUUGA